Messenger RNA from Vigna radiata var. radiata (mung bean), 1275 nucleotides. Its product is annotated as protein C2-DOMAIN ABA-RELATED 11. The transcript is spliced from 4 exons. The coding region runs from base 602 to 1099 and encodes 165 amino acids. The record is from RefSeq and is a predicted model, not a curated record. Lineage: Eukaryota; Viridiplantae; Streptophyta; Magnoliopsida; Fabales; Fabaceae.
UUUUGGCAUGUUUUUGAGGAGUAAGUCGUGAGAUUUAAAGUGAAGAGACCAAUGAAAAUCAUGAAACAUUCUUCAAGUGAUUUGAGAAACGUUCAAUUUAACAUGUCUUAUUUUAACUUUUCUUCUAAAAUAAAAUGUGUUUCGAUGGCCAAAAAAAAAAUGUAGAGAGGAAUUCAUUAUUGGAUUUAUGUGGUCAAGGACAUGGAUAGGAAGUAAGAUGCUUAAAUCAGUUUGUAGACAUAAUGUUUUAGUUUUACCAACCUCCUAUAAUAGUUGGUUUGAAAAUGAAACUCUUGGAAACAAGAAUAGUCAGUUUGUUGAUUAUUAAAGAUUUCUGAAUAUGAAUGGUAAAAAGCAACAAGAAAGGAAAUCUGUCAGAUUCAGCGAGCAUUCAUUUGUUCAAACCACCAUCAAGUCUGGUCAACGGUCAAUCCUACGAAAAUAUUUGACCGGCACCUGGCGUUUUAUAUUGUUGUGGCCUUCGUAUUGUUACCUGCAGCAGUGGGUGGACGAGGACAUUCCCCUGGCAUUAAAUUUGAGUGAGACGAACAGCAAUAAAUCUCAAACUUAUAGUUUAAGUUUAUAUUAUUUUUGGGAGUAAAUGGAUGAACAACUGAGGUUGCUAAAAGUGAUUGUUGUGCAAGGGAAAAGAUUAGUGAUCCGGGAUUUCAAGAGCAGUGACCCUUAUGUUGUUGUCAAGCUGGGGGAUCAGACAGCAAAGACCAGGGUCAUCCAUUGUUCCUUGAAUCCGGUUUGGAAUGAAGAGCUGAGUUUUACUCUGACUGAACCUUUUGGACUUCUGAAUUUGGAAGUGUUUGACAAAGAUUAUCUGAAGGCUGAUGACAAGAUGGGGAGUAGUUAUCUGAAUCUUCAACCAUUGAUGUCUGCAUCUAGAUUAAGAGAUAUUUUAAAGGUGUCAUCUGCCUCUGGUGAGACAACAUUGAGGAAGGUGACAGCAGACAGUGAAAAUUGUCUUGCCCGUGAAAGCAGUAUCAGUUGUGUUAAUGGUGAAGUGGUACAAAAUGUUUGGUUAAGGCUUCGUGGGGUUGAAUCUGGGGAGCUACAAUUGACUAUCAAGUUGAUCACUUCCUCAAAUUAAUCUAUAUUGCAUCUUUCCUUACUCUUUUCAUUAUCUCUUCCUAUUGCUUCCAUUCCCUUCUAUUCAUAGAUAUAUAAUAUUCCAAUGAAAUUGUUUGCAUUCUCUUGUAUUGGAUCACAGAUUAGUGGAUGAAAAACUAGUUACUUUACUCUUCUUAUAUUAGCUUUCAACACUUC